Penicillium taxi is the source of this 1212-nucleotide messenger RNA. Its product is annotated as IST1 family protein. Lineage: Eukaryota; Fungi; Ascomycota; Eurotiomycetes; Eurotiales; Aspergillaceae. The transcript is spliced from 2 exons. Gene Ontology annotation, biological process: protein transport. The record is from RefSeq and is a predicted model, not a curated record. The coding region runs from base 1 to 1212 and encodes 403 amino acids.
AUGCCUCCCACGCCGCAAACAUCGCGCUACCUGCAGAUUACCCCGCACCAUGAUCACCAUCCCCCUCCUUGCCUCGCUCGAUUCGAGUCCCCAACAUCCACGAAGCUAACAAUAAUGUCGCAAAAGACCAGAUUAAUAUCUAACCUGCGCCUCCUCAUCCCUCGCCUCCGACUCCUCCAGAAGAAAGAAACCGCCUCCUCAGUCAUCCAGCGUCGCGAUCUUGCACAGCUUCUCAGCGAAGGUCGCGACUCAUCCGCGCGCAUUCGAGCUGAAAAUGUCAUUGCAACAGAUAUAGCGGUGGAGGUUAUGGAGAUGACGGAGCUAUACUGUGAACUUCUCCUAGCCCGUGCCAACGUGUUAGACCAGCUAGCGUUCGGAGAGAAAGGGACUCGCGCAAGGUUGCGCGCCAAGGAAGUGUACAAGAAGCACACCCAAGCACAAGCCGCCGCAGCCGGUGCCAGUGCUAAAGCAGAAGCUCCGGCGCCUCGUUUUGGUUUUUCGUGGUUGGGGGCUCAGAAGAAGGAGGCUGGUGCUGCCGCGGUGGAGCCCUCUCUUGACGAGCUCACCGAUGAAGAGAAGGCUUAUCUGGAUACGGCUUUGGAUGAAGCUGCCGUGUGUAUAUUUUAUGCUUGGCAUCGUUUCCCGCAUGAAGUGCGCGAACUCACUAUGCUCCGUACAAUGCUCGGUGAGCGAUAUGGAAAGGAGUUCAUGACAUUAGCGCAAGACAACAAGAUGGAUACCGUCAAGGUUCCAGAGCGUCUGCUCAAGCAAUUACGUGUGCGUCCACCGGGGCCGGAGCUGGUAGAUAGCUAUUUGCGGGAGAUUGCAAAGGCAUAUGGAGUUGUUUGGCCAGAUGGCGAGGAACAAGAAGACCUUGGUGACGCGCCGCUCGAGUUUGUGGAUGAUGGGAAAGGCGAGGGUGACGAUGAAUGGGAAGAUCUGCCAGAGACCCCGAGCAUCUCUAAAAGACGUGCGUCGGAUACCAGUGAAUUGAACAAAGCCACACCCCCGCGCCUCACUACAGGCCGUAGCCCUGUCAGUGUUGCUCCUCCGGCACCCCGAUUUGAUAAUCCACAUCCCCGGGUCAAGGUCCCAGGAACAGAGGAUAAGGAUACUGGAAAUUCUGUUAAGCCUACCAAGGCCAAGAAUAAUGGGAUUCCCGAGGUGGAUGAGCUCACACUACGUUUUGCAGGAUUAUCAAGGAAACCCUGA